This is a messenger RNA of Puccinia triticina, 537 nucleotides long. RefSeq lists its product as uncharacterized. Bases 1 to 537 code for a protein of 178 amino acids. The transcript is spliced from 5 exons. The record is from RefSeq and is a predicted model, not a curated record. Gene Ontology annotation, biological process: mitochondrial respiratory chain complex I assembly. NCBI's taxonomy places the organism in Eukaryota, Fungi, Basidiomycota, Pucciniomycetes, Pucciniales, Pucciniaceae.
AUGGGUGAUAUCGAGCGAAGACCGCCAAUUUUCAUGGGCUCCUUGUUCCUCGGCCAAUCCACUGGUCAGUUCAAAGAUUACGACUACCGACCCGCACUGGGAUCGGCCACACAACUUGGACUUUACACCGGCCUUGCCGGAACGAUCAUCGGUGCGAUUAACCAUGGAGUAAUCUCCCCCUCUGAGGCCAAUCGGGGCUACAUUACGAACGUUGCGAAGUUUGGUGCCAUGGCUGCUGCCAUCGGAUUCACGUUUGGGGGGGUCAGUCAAUCCUUAGCAAGCAUGCGAGACAAAAGUGAUCCUUGGAACGCUACAGCUGGCGGAUGUGCCUCCGGUUUCUUACUAGGUCUGCGAGCUGGCCAAUUAUCUACGGCUCUGGGGCAAUGCGCGAUAUGGGGUGCAGUGGCCGGUGGAGUCAACUAUGCUGGGGACACGUUGAUCCCGGCUCAUCAUGGAAAAACUAGAGAACAGCAGCAACAAGAGCGAGUCAAACUAUUGGGCAGUCGAAAGGAUCCCCUCCUGCUAAAUCAGUCAUGA